AUGUCUGGUCAAACUCCCGCCUGGAAGAAAUUGGGCUUGAAGCUCAAGCAGCCUUCUGAUGCAUCUGAGCCCAGCUUUGGGCACCCAACCAGCAGUACAAGCACAAGCAUCCAGUCAAGUACAAAGAGAAAAUUCGACGCCCCGCCACCUUCCAAUUCCUCUCAGGUUGCUAAGCGACCACGUCAGGAUGAAGCCACAACAAGUUGGAAUGCACCAGGACAGUUAAAGAGGCAGAAGUCAGUCACCUUUGCCGAUGCACCAUCCAACAAUCACUUUGCCAGGACACCAUCAAGGCCCAUUAAACAGAGUAAGGCCAAGAGCAAAGGCCCCGCAAAGAAACCUCAACCCCAGGUCCCUACUGAUCUCAAGCCUGCGCUUGAAUACUUGAGGCUCUGGAAGACAGCUCGCGAUAGCUGGAAGUUCAACAAAAACCACCAAUCAAACCUCAUCAAGCACGUUUUCGAUGCCGAUGGAAUCCCCGCCUCUGACAUUGAAACCUUCUACGACUACAUCCAAGACUUGAAGGGCUUUGUGAGGAUGCGACUGCUGGAGAAUGCUCGCGAGGUUAGGGAUCAGGACCAAUCGGAUGGAGCAAAGGUGUUCCCUGAGGGAACCAAAGACCUUGAGGCUAAUCAACAACGAUAUGAGGAGGUCCUCGCUAAAAUCCUUGAAAAUCACCCAGUAGGAACUAAGAGAAAGGGCUUUACCGAGGUUGAUUACCUCUCGGACUCAGAAGAGGAGGAUUUCAUCAUUCGCCGACUUGUGAAGCGCAUGAGAGCCGAGCUCGUCAUUGAUGAACUUUCCGAUGGUGAAGACACCGAGGCCAGCAUCGCAUCGUCACAGACCAUCACUGCAAGCGAUAAUAACGUCACAUCGACUACAGAUGCAGAGAAGACUGUAAAGAUCGCCGACGGCGUUCCUGGAAAACGUCGACGAAAACUCCGUGUGAAUGUCGAAGACAGCGAUUCCAGCAGUUCCGAGUCAAACUCGGACUCUGGUUCAGAUAGCGACUCCGACACCAGCAGCAGCGGGAGCUCGUCGUCGUCCGAGGACGAGUCCGAGAAUGAGGCCCCGGCACGAGCUUAUCGACAACCCGGUGAGGAAGAUUCGAGCGAUUCCUCGUCUUCCUCGGAUAAGUCAAGCUCUGGCGACAGUUCGAGUGAGGAUGAUUCGGACUCUGAGUGA
Fusarium subglutinans is the source of this 1185-nucleotide messenger RNA. RefSeq names its product proteasome subunit alpha type 6. The record is from RefSeq and is a predicted model, not a curated record. Lineage: Eukaryota; Fungi; Ascomycota; Sordariomycetes; Hypocreales; Nectriaceae. The transcript has a single exon. Bases 1 to 1185 code for a protein of 394 amino acids.